Molecule: messenger RNA, 1307 nt
Organism: Beta vulgaris subsp. vulgaris (sugar beet)
Lineage: Eukaryota; Viridiplantae; Streptophyta; Magnoliopsida; Caryophyllales; Amaranthaceae
Exons: 3
Coding region: 162-1124 (320 amino acids)
Biological process (GO): response to desiccation
Cellular component (GO): cytosol
Source: RefSeq, a predicted model, not a curated record
UUUUUUUUGCUAAUAAAUAUCCAUACUUUUUAAAGUCUUACUCAGUCUACUUUUACUCUCUCAUCAGUCCUCUGUCCUCCAUUGGUCUGCCCUCCAACUCAUCACCCCAAAAAAGAAAUUUAAAAAAAAAAACAUCUGCUCAAAAUCUAUUUUUGCUGGGAAUGGCAUCAGAUGAUAAUCCAGAGUUAGUUGAGAGGGUUUAUAAGGGAAAAGACCCUGAAAAGGAAGAAAAUGAAGAUAAAGAGGAAGUUAAAGGUGGAUUUCUGGCAACGGUGAAGGGUUUCAUUCAUGAUAUUGGUGAGAAAAUAGAGGGUACAGCAAAAUUUGGCAAGCCUACUGCAGAUGUUUCUGGGAUUCAUAUUCCUCAUAUUAGCCAUCAUAAGGCUGAGUUUGUUGUUGACAUUCUUGUGAAAAAUCCCAACCCAGUUCCAAUUCCACUUAUUGACAUAAACUACUGUAUUGAGAGUGAAGGAAGGAAACUGGUAUCUGGACUGAUUCCCGAUUCUGGUACAAUUCAUGCUCACGGCUCUGAGACUAUCAAGAUACCGGUCGUUCUGAUUUACCAUGACAUUAAACAGACUUAUAAGGAUAUUAAGCCUGGAAGCAUUAUUCCUUACAAGGUUAAGGUUGAUCUCAUUAUAGAUGUUCCUGUUAUUGGAAGGAUCACUAUCCCCCUUGAGAAAACUGGAAAGAUCCCGGUACCAUACAAGCCUGACAUAGAUGUGGAAAAGAUAAAGUUUGAGAGGUUCUCUUUUGAAGAAACUGUUGCAACACUUCAUCUGAAAUUGGAUAAUAAGAAUGAUUUUGACUUGGGUCUUAAGAAUUUGGACUAUGAGGUUUGGCUAGGUGAUGUGAGCAUUGGAGGUGCUGAUCUCGAAAAAUCUGAAAACUUACCUAAAAAUGGUAUUAGUCAUAUCGAUCUUCCGAUUACAUUCAGGCCCAAGUACUGUGGAUCGGCAGUCUGGGAUAUAAUUAGAGGAAGAGGAACUGGUUACAGCAUGAAGGGAAAUAUUGACGUCGACACACCUUUUGGUGAAAUGAAACUGCCCAUCAAGAAGGAAGGUGGUACAACCCACUUUAAGAAGAAGAAGGAAGAUGGAGGCAGUGAAGAUGAUGAGGACUAGAUCCGCUCAUGUGGAGAUGCUAUCUACUGCACAUUUAUGCAUGAUUAGCAAGCAUUCGGGAUUGCUGAAAGCUUGUUACUGUCGCGUUUAUUUGUAUGUUGUUACCAUUGGAAUGAUGUGUUUUUGAAAUUCUUUCUCUGUUAAGACUUUAUAGCAAUAAAACCAUCUACAUUAUGAGUGAAA